This is a messenger RNA of Penicillium samsonianum, 480 nucleotides long. RefSeq lists its product as uncharacterized. The record is from RefSeq and is a predicted model, not a curated record. The transcript has a single exon. Bases 1 to 480 code for a protein of 159 amino acids. NCBI's taxonomy places the organism in Eukaryota, Fungi, Ascomycota, Eurotiomycetes, Eurotiales, Aspergillaceae.
AUGUGGACACUGAUUCGAGGGCGCCAAGAGAAGGAGGGGAAGUGCUUCGAAGAGAGAUGUCGGAAUUUGAUGGUGAUGACAGAUGAAAUUUCUACUACCAUAUCCGGUUGUAUAACUAUCACCGCCGACGGAAACAACUGUACCAUCAGAAUCCACGAUCCGGUGGUGAAGAAGGCGUUUGAUAUGUUGGCCAUGCAGAUUGGAAGUCUGACUUUGCAUGGAUUAAGCGACGACGACAAUGAAGCGGUGGAAAAUUCCAGGAUGGUCGAGAGUGAACAACGCCGUUGGGAACAGAAGUUGGUAUGGGAAGAUGAUCUACGCCGCGAAUAUCUUCGACGCCUUUGGUUCCGCUUGUACCACAAGGUGCAUGACUGCAAUUGCCGACAAUGCUUGGAUUUCUACCUGCCUCACCGUGAUCCCACUCCAUCUCCACCACUUCCACCCAUGCCUGAGGAGGACAGUGAUAGCGAUUGUUCCUAG